AGGAGUUCUUCAUGCCGCUUCGUACCAUUCUCGAGUGCUUCCGCCAGAUGACCGCGGCGGUGCAGUUUAUCCAUUCGCAAAAGAUUGUACACUUCGACCUGAAGCCGGGGAAUUUGCUGAUGUUCGAGCAGAAAACGAAGAUCAAGGUGUCCGACUUUGGCCUG
Messenger RNA from Amoebophrya sp. A120, 164 nucleotides. The record is from the annotation of a GenBank genome assembly. Lineage: Eukaryota; Dinophyceae; Syndiniales; Amoebophryaceae.